Exaiptasia diaphana is the source of this 2555-nucleotide messenger RNA. RefSeq names its product zinc finger FYVE domain-containing protein 1. Gene Ontology annotation, molecular function: metal ion binding. The transcript has 10 exons. Lineage: Eukaryota; Metazoa; Cnidaria; Anthozoa; Actiniaria; Aiptasiidae. The record is from RefSeq and is a predicted model, not a curated record. The coding region runs from base 43 to 2229 and encodes 728 amino acids.
UUUCGCUUUGCUUUGCUAAAAAUAUGCUUGCAAAAAAUACAAAUGGCGGCUAUUUUACCCUCUAGUGCAGCACCAAACGAAAGAAAAAAGGAAGAGGAACUACCAGAGAAGGGUGAAGUAGGAGAAAAGGUGAAAUCGGGCGAUGAAUUGCCAAAGGACGCAUCCAAGCCRACGUCCAAACGUAAGUCUCCGCGUCCGCCCUCAAAAAAGACGCAGUUAACAAUGACGAAAGAUACAUCACUUGCGCAAGGAAAAAACGRUACGGAUGAGGAGGAAAGAAGUUUUCUUCUCCUGGAUGAGAAGGAAUGCUUGCAGGUUCAAAGCUCUGAAGAUUUGAYAAAAAAGCUUGGCAUAAGUGAUUAUUCUGGAACCAAAGUAUUGUCAAUAUUUGGCAACACAGGAGAUGGGAAAUCACAUACGUUGAAUCACACAUUCUUUGAUGGUGAAGAAGUGUUUAAAACUUCAGCAUCGCAGUUGUCUUGCACUGUUGGCGUCUGGGCGUCUUAUGACAAACACACCCACUGCAUAAUCCUAGACACAGAAGGACUUCUGGGAAUGUCUGGGAAUCAGAAUCAAAGAACAAGGCUUUUACUAAAAGUUUUAGCAAUAUCUGAUGUAAUAGUAUAUAGAACUAGAGCGGAAAGACUGCAUACUGACAUGUUUACRUUUCUUGGCGAUGCUUCUGAGGCGUACUUGAAGCAUUUUUCCAAAGAACUUCAUGCAGCGGCAGAAAGGUUUCACAUGAAUGUGCCAUUGUGUACACUUGGUCCUGCRGUUAUUAUAUUCCAUGAAACUCAGCACACUGAUUUACUCGGAGUUGUGGAUGAGCACAAUACCAUGACAGGUACACCAUCAAAAAAUCCUGAUGAUAUYCUGAAACAAAGAUUUGCUGAUGUAGGCCGUGUUCCUCAAGCAUUCAGCUCUAUCAUGUAUGUCGGUACAAGAACCUAUGCUCCUCCAACAGACUUUAAUGGAUUAAGAAAAGUAGUAAAAGAACACCUUCGUAACAACUCAGUUAGAUCGGCAAGAUCACCACAAAUCAUUUUUGAUGCACUUUUGUUUUUAAAUGAAAAAUUUUGUGGGGACAUUGAAAGGACCAUCCUAAAUACCUUUCCAGAUGCAUAUUUUACAUGUCAAUCCUCUUGUAUCUCAUGCAAUUCACGAUGCCAACAAAGUAUGAACCACGAAAAAGAWGACAUGCCACAUCAGUGUAAUACACGAUGCCAAUAUCAAGCACAGUUUGAUAAUCGAUAUUUUACAUGUAAUGCAUGUUACGAGAAAGGAAAGAUGAAUAUAGUGAUACCCAAGAUGUGCUCGGCUAAUGAUUCAUCUUGGUUUGGUAUUGUGAAGUAUGCCUGGUCAGGGUAUGUUCUGGAGUGUCCUGAAUGUGGCGUCAUCUUUAAAAGUCGUGAGUAUUGGUAUGGGAAUCGAGAUCCUGUUGAAACAGUAGUACGGCCAGAGAUAAAGCACAUAUGGCCUGGGGACAUGACCUCACCUCAUGAGCCAAGCAAUGCAGCCCGGCGUGUUUUGGACGGUGUAAAGUAUGUUACAGACACUGUAACGGCAUACAGUGCUCCUUCCAGCAGAGUAGUGACUGACUGGAUAGCAGACCAAGUAGCACCGGAAUACUGGAUUCCUAACUCUCAGAUAACAGCUUGUCAAGCAUGUCAACGUCCAUUUGAUGUUGGUGAGAAAAAACACCAUUGCCGUGCAUGUGGUGGGGGAUUUUGCGACGAGUGCUCAUCCAAUCAGAAACCUGUGCCAGAACGAGGCUGGGGUACAGAACCUGUGCGUGUUUGCGAUAUCUGCUUCAAUGAMGAGCAARCRGACAGAGAACAACAUCCUGCAUUAGACUUGAGUGAAUUAUCAGAUGCAUUAGAAGAUGAMAGCAACCAAACCUUAGUCGACAAAACCCUGGGACCAAGAGCUGCUCGAAAAAUGAUCGAGGGUGUCCAGACAGCUGUKGAGAGACUAGGGACUGCAUUAGACUACCCUCGAGAGAUACUAACAGAUGCAGCACGUCCAAGCUACUGGGUCCCAGACUCACAGAUCAGCGAGUGUUAUAUUUGUGAAACAGAGUUCAAGGUCAAGGACAAAAAACAUCACUGCAGGGCUUGUGGACAAGGRGUGUGUGACAAUUGCUCCAAGCAYCGAUUGCCUGUCCCCUCUAGGGGUUGGGACCAACCUGUUCGGGUGUGUGAUAAAUGUUUGAAAAGCAAGGAUUUAUAGCAUAUCAACAGUGGUCUUCCUGUGCUUUUCUGUCAGUAAAAAGACUGGACUUCAUUACAGAAAUAUUUGAGUUUGAGGACAAUAAUCUUGAAACGGUUUAAUACAUGUAUAUAAAGUUUAUGGUUUUAACAGGAGUCUGAUUCAAAACGAUUACUGUAUUAAACAAAUUAGUUUUGUUUUUAGUGUUUAGUAACGCCCUGUACAUAAAAAAUUCAUAAAGGAACUAUAGGAAACAUAUACAAGACUUGUUUUGAAUAUUGUAAUUAUUGUACUACAAAGUUACUAUUAAUACCAAGUUAUAACAAAAUAAACUUUGAUAAAUGACA